AUGGGUUUCUUGAAAGCGUUGGACAGGCCAUAUAUCAAUCCUUUCUACCACUCACGGGAGGAUGAAGAGCCCGAUGACGUCGUCAAAGAGGAAAGUGGAUUGAGGUCGUCGAGCAGUCCGAGUGAUCAUUCUCCGGACUACCACGAAAGAUAUGGCCAUGACAAGAAUGUCGCUUCUGGAACCGGCGCUGCCUACGAAGGCGAGAAAGUCGACCCUGACUAUCAAGCUGGUGUUCAAAAAGCUGAGGGUGUCACUCUUGCUUGGAACAAGCGAGCGCUAUGGUUGACCUAUAUCUGGUAUGCGAUUUACGUCGUCUACUUCGAGAUUGCGCUCAUGUCGACUAUUACCGGUUAUUUGGGCAAUUACGCCAAUGCAAGUUUCAGCACCUCGCAGCUCUUAUCAGUCAGUUCGGUCAUGAGCUCUAUCAUUGGCGGUGUGCUGCGUCUGCCAACCGCCAAAAUCAUCGACAUCUGGGGACGUGCCGAAGGCUUCUUUAUAAUGAUGUGGAUUACAGUCAUAGGAUUGAUCAUCUUCGCCGCUUCGAACAAUGUUCAAACCUACGCGGCUGCUUCAGUCAUUUACUACAUUGGCUAUGAUGGCAUGUACUAUGUCAUGACCGUCUUCAUCGCCGACACCACCAGACUAAAGCAUCGAAUCCUCAUGCUGGCCAUUUCUCAGACACCUUUUAUCUGUACUGCCUUCACCACUCCCUACGCUGUGUCGAGUUUCGUCAGCGGAGCUGGCUGGAGAUGGGGUUACGGAACAUUCGCCAUUGUCACUCCGGUGGCCUGUCUUCCCCUGUGCGGAGUUUUCUACUACUAUCAACGUAAGGCCGAAAGAAUGGGUCUCUACAAGCGCACCGAAUCCCCUGCUCGCGGAUGGUUCCAGACCAUCAAACACUACUGGGUUGAGUUUGACAUCGUCGGUGUCUUCUUGCUCGUUGCAGGAUUCGUUUUGUUCUUGCUACCAUUUUCCCUCGCAACUUCGGUCGCUGGUCAAUGGAAGAGUGCCAGCAUCAUAUCCAUGCUGGUCAUUGGCUUCGUCAUUCUCUGUCUGUUCCCCGUGUGGGAGCGCUUUGGUGCUAGCAAGCCUUUCCUGCCAUGGGAGAGACUCAAGGAUCGUACCGUUUUCGGUGCAGUGCUUUGCAUCUCCAGUCUCUACGCCGCUUUCUACUGCUGGAACCUCUACUACUACACGUUCAACCAAGUUGUUCUAGGCCUAAACACUCGCGACGCUACAUACAUGGGAGAGAUCUACACCGUAGGCUCUUGCUUCUUUGGUGUCAUUACAGGGAUCCUCGUCAAGUGGACCAAACGCUACAAGUGGAUCGCCCUCGCCUCAGUGCCACUUUACAUGAUGGGUACUGGCUUGAUGAUCUAUUUUAGACAGCCAGGAGUUGCACCGCGCUAUGUCGUCUGCGCGCAGAUCUUCGUCGCAUACGCGGGUGGCACGCUGGUGCCUUGCCAUCAAGUCGCAGCUCUGGCAGCAGGCACUCACGCUGACUUUGCCACCACGCUCGCCCUCCUAUACCUAGCCUCAUCAGUCGGUGGUGCAAUCGGUGACUCAAUCGCCGGCGGCAUCUGGACAAACGUCUACCCUAAAGAGCUGAACAAGCGUCUACCUGCCGAUGUCGCUACAUCAGUCUACACAAGCUAUCUCAAUGCCCUCAACUAUGCUCCUGGCACGCCAACUAGAGAUGCAAUUGGAGUUGCAUUCGGUAUUGCACAGAGGGACAUGUGUAUUGCAGCCACUUCUAUCACAGCACUUACAUUUAUUGCCGUGUGGAUAUGGCGUGAUAUCAAUCUUGGCAACAAGAAGCAGAUCAAGGGUACUGUUGUUUAG
Molecule: messenger RNA, 1842 nt
Organism: Aureobasidium namibiae CBS 147.97
Lineage: Eukaryota; Fungi; Ascomycota; Dothideomycetes; Dothideales; Saccotheciaceae
Product: MFS general substrate transporter
Exons: 4
Coding region: 1-1842 (613 amino acids)
Biological process (GO): transmembrane transport
Molecular function (GO): transmembrane transporter activity
Source: RefSeq, a predicted model, not a curated record